AUGGCGACGGUGACGACAGUCGUGUACAACGGCACGAGUUACAAUGUUACCAACAUGACGCUCUCGGAGGUGCAGGCGCGCGUGGCGGCGCUGAACUCGUCGGUGCAGAGCAUGCAGACGGAGGUGGAAAACGCCGUCAUGCUCACCGCCGAGAUCUGGCGCACCACGGCCGGCGUCUUCGUCUUCCUCAUGCAGGUACGCGUUCCUUCUCUCCGCCUCCCACCCACCCCUCUCUCCGCCUCCCACCCCUCUCUCCGCCUCCCACCCACCCCUCUCUCCGCCUCCCACCCACCCCUCUCUCCGCCUCCCACCCCUCUCUCCGCCUCCCACCCACCCCUCUCUCCGCCUCCCAUCCACCCCUCUCUCCGCCUCCCACCCCUCUCUCCGCCUCCCACCCCUCUCUCCGCCUCCCACCCCUCUCUCCGCCUCCCACCCCUCUCUCCGCCUCCCACCCCUCUCUCCGCCUCCCACCCCUCUCUCCGCCUCCCACCCCUCUCUCCGCCUCCCACCCCUCAUUCCGCCUCCCACCCCUCUCUCCGCCUCCCACCCCUCUCUCCGCCUCCCACCCCCCUCUCCUCCUCCCACCCCCCUCUCCUCCUCCCACCCCUCACUCCGCCUCCCACCCACCCCUCUCUCCGCCUCCCAUCCCUGCAGCUGGGCUUCUCCUUGCUAGAAGCGGGCACGGUGCGGUUCAAGAACACGCGCAACAUCAUGAUCAAGAACGUGCUGGACACGUGUGUCAGCGCCAUUGCCUUCUGGCUGCUGGGCUACGGCAUCGGCUUCGGCGAGGGCUCCAAAGUGUUCGGGUGGAAGUAUGACGAUGGCUCGGUACGCAUGGGUGCUGAUGGGUGGGAAUGGGUGCUGGACACGUGUGUGAGCGCUAUUGCCUUCUGGCUGCUGGGCUACGGCAUCGGCUUUGGCGAGGGCUCCAAGGUGUUUGGCUGGAAGUAUGACGACGGCUCGGUACGGAUGGGUGGAGAUGGGUGGGUGGGUGCUGAUGGGUGGGCUUUGGGGAGGGCUCCAAGGUGUUUGGGUGGAAGUACGACGGCGGCUCGGUACGAAUGGGUGGAGAUGGGUGGGUGCGGGUGGGAGUGUGGUAUGGAUCGUGGGCAGAAUGGAGUUGAUUGGUUCUUCCAGUUCACCUUCUGUGCCACAUCAGCAACAAUCAUUGCAGGGGCUGUGGCGGAGAGAACGCACCUAUGGGCCUACCUCACAUUCAACUUCUUCCUGUCUGCGCUCAUCUACCCCGUCAUAGCGCACAUGAUCUGGUCGCAAGGGGGGCUGCUGGCGGCCAGUCAGACCAACACAGUGCUCAACACCAUAGGCGUGCUGGACAAUGCGGGGUCCAUGGUGGUGCAUGUCACUGGUGGCGUCACGUCAUUGGUGGGGGCGAUUCUAGUGGGCCCUCGCAUUGGUCGGUUUGACAUUGACGGCAAAGUGGUGCCCUUCAAGUGCCACUCCGUGGUGUUCAUAGCAGCGGGCACCAUCAUCCUGUGGGUGGGCUUCUACGGCUUCAACGGGGGCUCGGUGUCGCUGGUGGGGCAGCCGCCGCUGCAGUGGGUGCAGGAGGUGGCGCGCGUGUGCGUCAACACCACCAUCAGCGCCUCCUUCAGCGGCGUCACCGUGUGGACGCUCACGUACCGGCGCAGGGAGCCGGUGCCAGAGGACACGUUCAAUGGGGUGAUCGGCGGGCUGGUGGCGGCGUGUGCCACCAGCAGUGUGGUGGAGCCGUAUGCUGCUGCCAUCAUUGGGGUUGUCGCUGGCUUGAUGUAUCUUCUCGGCUGCUGGCUCAUGUUCCGGUACCAAAUAGACGACCCAGUACAAGCAGCGCCAACGCAUCUGUUCUGUGGAUCGUGGGGCGGCGUGGCAGCGGGCCUCUUCGCCACCAAGGAUGGCAUCACCGCCACCUACGGCGUUGUCCCGCCCUCUUGGGGGCUGUUUUACGGGGGAGGAGGCUGGCAGCUGCUGGUGCAGUACCAGGGGAUAAGGGGUCGCCCCGCCAAGGAUGGCAUCACCGCCACCAAGGAUGGCAUCACCGCCACCAAGGAUGGCAUCACCGCCACCAAGGAUGGCAUCACCGCCACCUACGGCAUCGUGCCACCCUCCUGGGGGCUUUUCUAUGGGCGACUUUUGAGACGUCUCAAAAGCUCUUCUAUGGGGGAUGAGGCUGGCGGUUGUUUAUGCAGCUCUGUUGCUGGUGUACGUGUGUUUGGGCAGGACCGUCUUCUUUCUGCUCUUUGUGUUCCUUCUUCCCCAUCUUCUCUGCUCCUCCGCUCCACAUUCCAUUUUCAACCACUCCCCCCUCCUCUUCUAGAUCCUAGCGCUGCUGCUGGUGUACGCGUGGGUGGGCAUCACAACAUACGUGCUCUUUGUGUUUUUGGGCGCCUUCGGUGUGCUGCGUGUCAAGCGGCAGGAGGAGGAGGUGAGACGGUGCCACUGAUUCUCCUUAGUCGAGCGGCAGGAGGAGGAGGUGAGUGCGUGAGAGGGAGGGGGACGAGGGAGGUGAGAGGGAGGGGGACGAGGGAGGAGGUGAGAGUAGGAAAGAGGCAAGGCGUGCCAACGUACAUUGUAACGGGCGUGCCAAUGUGCAUUGUGACGGGCGUGCCAACGUACAUUGUGACGGGCGUGCCAACGUACAUUGUGACGGGCGUGCCAACGUACAUUGUGACGGGCGUGCCAAUGUACAUUGUGACGGGCGUGCCAAUGUACAUUGUGACGGGCGUGCCAAUGUACAUUGUGACGGGCGUGCCAACGUACAUUGUGAAGGGCGUGCCAACGUACAUUGUGACGGGCGUGCCAACGUACAUUGUGACGGGCGUGCCAAUGUACAUUGUGACGGGCGUGCCAAUGUACAUUGUGACGGGCGUGCCAAUGUACAUUGUGACGGGCGUGCCAAUGUACAUUGUGACGGGCGUGCCAAUGUACAUUGUGACGGGCGUGCCAACGUACAUUGUGACGGGCGUGCCAACGUACAUUGUGAAGGGCGUGCCAACGUACAUUGUGACGGGCGUGCCAAUGUACAUUGUGAAGGGCGUGCCAACGUACAUUGUGACGGGCGUGCCAAUGUGCAUUGUGACGGGCGUGCCAAUGUACAUUGUGACGGGCGUGCCAACGUACAUUGUGACGGGCGUGCCAACGUACAUUGUGACGGGCGUGCCAAUGUACAUUGUGACGGGCGUGCCAAUGUACAUUGUGACGGGCGUGCCAAUGUACAUUGUGCGCUUUGUGUUUCUGGGCGCCCUGGUCGGCCUGGACGUGCCCUUCCACGGGGGCGAGGACGACGGCGAGGAGUUUGACAUGGGGGACAGCCAGGAGGACGACGGCCAGGAGUUUGACAUGGGGGACAGGACGGCGGCCAGGAGUUUGACAUGGGGGACAGGACAGCCAGUCGGGCUGGAUGUGGCCUUCCACAGCGGCGAGGACGAGGGCGAGGAGUUCGACAUGGAGGACAGCCAGUACGGCGGGCGGUGCUUCCUGUCCGGGCGGUCGAUGCACCACCGCAUGCCGAGCGUGUUGGAGACCAUCGUGGGUCUAGACGUGGCCUUCCAUGGGGGCGAGGACGAGGGCGAGGAGUUCGACAUGGAGGACAGCCAGUACGGCGGGCGGCGCUUCCUCACAGGCCGCUCCAUGCACCACCGCAUGCCGGGCGUGCUGGAGACCAUCGUGCGCAUGCUCAACCCCAAGCGCUGGGGCCGCCCGGGCGGGCCGGCGGAGGCGUUUGGGCAGAAGAGGGACGUGUGGCACCGCGCGCUGGAUAACACUCCGUACGGGCAGUUCUCGCUGGCGAUGUACGAGGCGAACUAUGUGAUGGAGGACACGGCUGAGGUGGAGGGCAGCAGUAGUGGCGUGUAUAUCGGCGUGCAUGAUGGGCAUGGCGGGACUGAAACGUCGGAGUUCCUCAAGGAGAAUCUCUACUUUAACCUCAAAGCGCAAUUCAUGCACCAGGGCGGGCAGGUGUCAGCAGAAGCAGUGCGAGGAGCCUUCCACGAAACCGAGACUGCUUUCACCCAGGUGGUGCGGCAGUCGUUUGAAGCAAGCCCCCAUCUGGCGACGGUGGGAUCGUGCAGUGUGGUGGCGGUGGUGACAGGGAAUGCCCUCUGGGUGGCCAACGUGGGCGACUGCAGAGCCGUGCUGGGGCAGGUGCGCAAGGGAGACGACAACUCACUGGAGUGUCGGGCCCUACAGCUGUCGGUGGAUCACAACCUUUCCUUCGCUUCCAUCCGAGAGAAGUUCAUCGAGGAGCAUGCCGACAUGCCGGAUGCUGUGGUGGAGAAGCGCGGAGGGUUCCGUGUGAAGGGCAAAGUGACGGUCACCCGGUCAUUCGGCGACCUCUAUCUAAAGUCCCACGAGUUCAACCGCGAGCCGCUCUUCUCGCGCUUCCGAGUGCCGGAGCCCUUCCACCCACCGCUGCUGUCCUGCGAGCCCAACAUAGCGGUGCGCCUGCUGUCGCCGCACGACUCCUUCGUCAUCCUCGCCUCUGACGGACUCUUUGAGUUCAUCAGCAACCAGGAGGCUGUGGAUAUUGUUGCCAGCAGCCCCAGGAAGGACAUAGCCCGGCAGCUGAUUCGGGCGGCGCUGCGGCGGGCGGCGGAGAGGCGGGAGAUCCGGUACCAGGAUCUGCUGCGCAUGGCGAGUGGGCAGCGGCGGGAGUACCACGAUGACAUCACGGUGGUGGUGUUCUUCUUUAACCACGAGGCGCGGACCAAACAUGCUGCAAAGAGCAACAUGACCUGGAACCACGUGAGUGAGAGGGGAAGGGAAGUGAGGGAAGGAGGGGAAGAUGGGGGGCAGCGGCGGGAGUACCACGAUGACAUCACAGUGGUGGUGUUCUUCUUUAACCAUGAGGCACGCACCAAACACAACAAGAGCAACCUCACAUGGAACUAUGACAUCUCCUUCAAGGCCGGCAAGGGUGCCAGCCUCUGCUGCCCCUCAUGUGCAUCCCCAUACCAUCCCUCAUCUCCUCUGCAUGUGACGACCUGCCCUCCCUGCCUGCUGCACCCCUACCCGCAGGACAUCUCCUUCAAGGGUGGCAAGGAUGCUCGACUCGCCCUCAACGCCGCUGCAGCAGCUGAUCUCACCUCGCCCUCAAAACAAGGAGCCAAUGACGCACGAGCAGGCCUUUCCUCCGCGUCAGGCUCCCUCAACCGAACCACCUCGUCCGUGCCUGAGGAUGGGGUGCUUGAAAUGGAGCUUCCAGCUCCGGCCCGAACCAACAGCCGAACCUUCUUAACAUGGUCUCAGUGA
Closterium sp. NIES-65 is the source of this 5247-nucleotide messenger RNA. The record is from the annotation of a GenBank genome assembly. NCBI's taxonomy places the organism in Eukaryota, Viridiplantae, Streptophyta, Zygnematophyceae, Desmidiales, Closteriaceae.